AUGCCCACAGGCGAGCCCUGGGACUGCAAACGAAUCGGCGAGUUGGAUGUCGUGUCGUCACUGCGUGAAGCAGUUACCGGGUUGCCGCUGGCGAUCGAUUCGGCACUUUCACCGAAAAAGGUGCCGGGGACUGCGAGUAGAAGGCAGAGCUUAUGCAUACAAGUGGCUCGGGUGGGUGGGUGGGUGGCUGCGAGUGAAUUGUACAAUGAGGACUGCGGGCGUGAUUUCGUCGAGAUGCGGUGCGGAGACUGA
Peronospora matthiolae is the source of this 252-nucleotide messenger RNA. The record is from the annotation of a GenBank genome assembly. Lineage: Eukaryota; Oomycota; Peronosporomycetes; Peronosporales; Peronosporaceae.